This is a messenger RNA of Botrytis fragariae, 249 nucleotides long. RefSeq lists its product as uncharacterized. The coding region runs from base 1 to 249 and encodes 82 amino acids. The transcript has 4 exons. The record is from RefSeq and is a predicted model, not a curated record. Lineage: Eukaryota; Fungi; Ascomycota; Leotiomycetes; Helotiales; Sclerotiniaceae. Gene Ontology annotation, biological process: intracellular transport; protein secretion.
AUGCAUGUGAAUGGAAAUGUUCUUCCUGUGAUUUCGACUAUUACCCUACAAAAUGGUUUGUCAAGCCCAGAAAUUUUAGUUGAGGACUCUGCCUCUCUUCAAUUUCCAAUCAGCGCUGCUAGUGCUCCUUCUCCUCAUAUCACUUUUACUGGGUUGUUCUGGAAAUGUGCGAGGAUAGGAGAGCGAUUGAGUCCUUAUAUAAGUGUCUGCUGUGUUGUCAUGGCUGUGAGUUGUACUCUACUUGGCUAG